Messenger RNA from Cryptococcus wingfieldii CBS 7118, 1194 nucleotides. RefSeq lists its product as hypothetical. The record is from RefSeq and is a predicted model, not a curated record. The transcript has 10 exons. Lineage: Eukaryota; Fungi; Basidiomycota; Tremellomycetes; Tremellales; Cryptococcaceae. Gene Ontology annotation, molecular function: RNA binding. Bases 1 to 1194 code for a protein of 397 amino acids.
AUGCCUGAGCGAGAAUACGCUCUCGCCCGUGUCAGCAUCUGCCGCCCCAGGCUCAUUCCAGCUGGUACCACGACCAAAGAUAUCGAGUGGGAGUCUAGUGACGCCCACUGCACCCUAUCAGCUACCCCGUGGCCAGACGGCUCCUUACUACACUUUGAUAUCAAGGCAAGCUCUACACCUCUGGUGUGUUGUAAUUUUCUGCCACUCGUCGCUUUGCCAUCGCGAGCCGUCCGACGCAUCACCUUCAUGGAGACGCAAGCGGCUUUCAGAUAUGACAGGCCUGCAGGAUCGCCUCAGCCGCCCGGAACAAUAGUCUUCAAUCAACCAGCAGACCUCACCGCCCUUCUCGAGGGACUUGAGCCCUUCUUCUUGAUCUCAUCUAGUAUCAAGCCUGUCAUCCCCUCAGUCCAAGCAGUCCAACCCGGGACGCUUGCUCCAGAUUCUGCGCCCACGAGUCCGUAUAUGAUCAAGAAGGAGCCCGUGUCUGAACCCGAAGAGUCUGCUCUCGACUAUCAUUCUUGGAUCAAGAGGGAGCCUGUGCUUGAGUGGGAAGAGUCUACACCCCAAAGCUAUUCUCGGGUCAAGAGAGAGCCUGAAGCGAAAUGCAAAAGCAAGGAGCUAGACGAAGAAGAGGUCUCAUCAAACGUCACGAAAGAGAACCUGUCUCCCCCCAUCUCACCCAAUGACGCACAGUCAGACUACGUGCCGCCUUCUCAUUCAGCGGUGCUCCCCCAAGCGGGCAGCUUCGAGGCGGAUGAGCGACGAGAGCUGUUUAUUGGAGGUCUUAACAAGGAGCAUACCACUGCCGAAAUUCUACAGGUAUCCUUGGAACAAUAUGGAGUGGUGGAAGAGAGCGUCUUGCCCGACACAUCUGAAGGCUGCCAGGGAGGGCUCGCUUUCGUGACGUUCUCCACCGCUGAAAGCGCAAGGAAAGUGAUACUCGAACACUUUGUUGUCGAUGGCGUAAGGCUGACUGUCGAAUACAUCAUCCCCUACAAGGUGAAAGGCAAGACGAAGAAGCUGCGCUUCAGCGACUUUGAUUGGGAAAUGCCGACCUCCACGUUUGUCGACUACAGUGAGACCGACCAGCCGGGUCGAAAGGUCAGAGUGGAAGUACCGAAGGAAUAUAAGAAACGCAAGGCCUCUUCCUACUGGCUUUCUAUCAUCAUGCAGACGCUCCCGAGGACAAGGUAA